UGAAUGUGUUCACUUGUGAUGAAGUGGUCCUCAGCUUUUGAAAAUGGGCUUUUUUCAUCCCUGAAUGUGUUGCCGUCGGUCAAGUUAGUCCUUGGCUCAGUUUUCCGUUAGUCCCUCAGACGGAAAACACCACAUGUCACGUUUUUUUACAUGUUGACAUCCUAGUUGGCUCUCCAACGGUCAGAAUGAAAGUUUCUAACCUGUCAAUUUAGUCCUCAUCAUUGAAUCUACAUAAUCACCCCCAAUUCUUAACCUUGGAGCCCCAAAUCAGAAACCCUAGUUCUUCAAACCUACAAUUGGCUUCUUCAAUUCUCUCAAUCGUGAAAUCACUACCUCUCGUUGUCGAUUCUCAUCCAUUAACAUGACAGUGGGCUCUAAUUCUCGUGGUGGUCAGAGGUCAGGGCCGACAUAUCGUGAAGGUGGAAGUGCUUCUGUGAAUGGCAGAGUUGUGCGCUGCAAAUGUGGCGUCGAAGCAAAAGUGAGGAUCUCUAGAACAAAUUUGAACCCAGGUAAACCUUGGUAUGGUUGUCAUCUACCAAAGAAUCAUCCUCAAAAUUGCAAUUAUUUCCUCUGGGUUAGAGAUGAAGAAGAUGGAAUUACAGAAGUAACUAGCUCAAGGGAGGAAGAGAUCAUGCAACUGAAAGCAAUUUUACUGAAAAAUCAAGCCAUGAUUGAAGAAUUAAGGGUUAAGAAUGAAGCUGUCAUUGAAGGUAUAAUGGUGCUGAAUCAAGCCAUGAUGGUGAAGAAUGAGAGGGUCACACAAGAACUGAGGAUGUUGAGAGUUUCUGUCUUAGGUUUAGUGUUGAUGUUGGUGAUAGUGUUCUUUUUGUUGCUUUAUUCAGGUUCUGUUCACUUUCUAGGCAGUUAGAGGUUGAGUAUGUUAUGGAAUGUUAUGGAGAAUGAGAAUGUAUGUAAUGUUUAUGAAUUAUACAAUCCUCCUUGUUAUGAAUCAUGCUACCAUUUUAAUGCAAAAUGAAAAUGACUGUGUU
Molecule: messenger RNA, 989 nt
Organism: Lotus japonicus
Lineage: Eukaryota; Viridiplantae; Streptophyta; Magnoliopsida; Fabales; Fabaceae
Exons: 2
Coding region: 362-868 (168 amino acids)
Molecular function (GO): zinc ion binding
Source: RefSeq, a predicted model, not a curated record